UAAAUAACGACAAUGGAGUUCAUAAAAUAAUCGAUAACUAUUUUAUGUAGUAUUCAUCAUGAUCAGUUCAAACUCCUACAGAUACUUGUUUAUGAAACUGGAAAAAUAGCAUAGAAUACCAGUGCCCGGGUUUGUGAAAAUGGUUGAAUGUUAUUAAGAUCAUGAAGUACUACGUUUGGAAUUUGUCUGUACUUCACUUUAAGUCAUUAUUCGGUCACCCAUUUCAUUCUAACUUAAAUACUUUCAACUAAGAGUUAUUUUACCGCUAUGCUAUUCCGCUGAAUGUCAACUAAAGUCGAGAUGCAUUUGUGCAAUAUGUUUGAAUAACAAACGAAAUUAGAAUUAUUCCUUUCAAUAUUGCCAAGGAAACUUGCGAUUUUCAUUUACGGUUUAUUGAAAAUCCUUGAAUUAACGUACAGUGUUGGAUUGGGGAAAUGUCUUUACAAUAAUUGCGUUUGAUGUGGAAGUAAAUUAAUUAGCUGGUUUGUAGUGUAAAUAAAUUAGUGAGGCAAUACUUAAUCAUUACUGGUUUUUAGUAGUGACGUUAUGUUAGUGUGUAUAAAAAAGAAGACACACAGAGCAUCGAUGCAUAAUACGGCCUUGUAAGGCACAAAUACAUGUCUGCAUAUCACUCCAUGACAAGGUCAAUAUUGAUCGAUCGAUUAAAAGGCGUCAAUGCUUUUUAAACUGAGAUCAAUUAUUCAAAAUACAUUUCUAGGAUUUUACCGCAUCGAAUUCUUCUUACUCGCUGACUGAUUUUAGGAUUACUCGUAUACAUUCCACUGUGAAAUCAUCUGUACAUUCCUAUUUAAAUCUGUGAUCAUACCACUAGCUUUCAUCAUUGGUGGAAAUACAGAGACAUUUAUCACUACCGACAUUCAACUUUGAAAGCUUCUCCUUCCUUGUGUACACAUGUUCGUAAGACCGCCUGCAGUUCGAACAGCCAGAAAUCCUCGUAGACGCCCCCCAUCCGCACGUGCUUCUCUGGGUAUAGCAGGUCGUCCACUGUUACGACAAGUGGUCAGAAGUCGUCGAUCAGAUCCAGUCCGUGAAGCAUAUGUUUUCGAAGUUAGAGAAGGUCCUGUGGUUAACAGCAGCACAAAUGCAGGUGCUGCAGUGAUGAUACCCCAGCCAUGGGUUAUUGUGCACGAUUAUUUCAAGGGAAGUAGUUUUGUUAGUCUUCCUGUGUCUAUUUGCAGCACACUAUUGAAACACCUAUUGACAUGUUCUAUGGCUGAUGAUGAUGAGCACCAGAUAGAAAGUUCAGAAGAUAGUGAAGUCGAGUGUAGUUCUUCACCUUCGCCUAAAGAUAAGGAAGAGGCGAGUUCGACUGAGACACUCGGUGAAGCAGUACCACAAGUUGAAGGUGAGACGGUGACCAAAAAAGCCUCUUCGAGAGUGGGAUCUCGGACAUUUCAGCUGAGUUUAUUGAAACCCAUAAGAAUAGUAUGUGAAGCAACGGGAUGUACACUAGAGGUGACAGCACGUAAUCCUGUAGCAAAGCACACAUCUGUUAAUUCAGCAGAACCAACACAAACAGUGCAAGCGGAUCUUGACAAACGAUGGCUUGUUUCAGCUCCACUGGAAGUUCGGACAAAUGUUUCUUCAAGUGUUGAGCAAGCUGUUGAUAACAGUGGUAUCGGCAGUACCACUAAUGGAAGUGGUCGACGUCAGAACUUUUGGGAGAGGCGUGGUACAUUGGAAUUACAUGAGAGAUUAAUGCCUCAGCUGUUAACAUUUCUUGCCGAUGUGGUGACUCGUUAUCGAGCAAUUGAUCUAAUUCCGAAAGUGAAAUCAUUAUAUAGUAUGUCGGGAGAAAGAAGUUUCUUAUUCAAUUUGAAAGAUACUCGAUGGGGAAAACGACUUCACAUUUCGCAAGUUACAGACCUACAUCGUAAUAUUAUCGGUAUUCCAUUAGAGGAUUUGGUCAGUUUCCGUUCAAGGUUAGAUACAGUGAUACAAAGUUUAGGACUGGAGAACCAAUAUGCCAUACGCUCGUCUAUUUAUAGAAGCAUUGAUAAUCGGUCAACACAUAAGGAACAGUAUACACCAGUUCCAUCUCACAAUGCAUCUAAUGUGCCAAGCGAAUCCGUGGAUGGUACAAAAAGAGACGAUCAGAAUAAUCAAAUUCAUACGAACAAUACACGAAAUCGUACUAGUCAUGGACGUGAAAGACGCUCUUUACGUACAGGUGUAUUCGCAGUGAAUAAUGUGGAAGGCGGACACGUAGGGAUAUAUGAAAAUGAGUCUGGAUCGCGACAGAACUAUGGUAACAGAUAUGGAAGACGCAGUAAUCGGACAAAUAGUGGACGUGGACAUCAAGUAAAACAAGCAGAUAAAAAUCAGAUACCUUCUAAUCGAGAUUUAAAAACAUCUGAUGAAAUUAAAAAUGAUGAAGCAAACACGAAUCCUGAUACUCAGAACUCACCGGAACCUACUGUUGAAGUGGGUGGAAUGACACCUGCAACUGAUGCCAGUGCAUAUGUAUGAUUUUUGACUGCAUAGUAGUUAUUAUCAUAUAAGUAUUUUGAAUAUGUUGUCUACAAUUAUCAGCAGACUAUAUUGUAUUUGUUUCCUCUAUAUAUAUAUAUAUAAUAUGCAUUAGAAGAUUGUAUAGUUGCUAUUGCGCUUCGCGUUUGUGUGUUAUCUCAAAAAAAAAACCAACAGAUGAACUCAAUCAUAUGAUUUUAAACUUUCUAAUAUUUCACGUUGUAUUAUUGAACCAGUGAAUGAGAAUGAUUGUCCCUUCUUUUUUUGAGUUGGGGGCAUAUAUAUUGAUGUUUAAUAAAGCCAACCAAACUGUUCAUUCAAUAAAAGAAUUAUUCCUACAUAUCCCCCCAUGUUUCAUCAAUUUGCACGUUUUUUGUGAGGAAAAACAAAAAUACAAUUUUAUUGAACUGAGAA
Messenger RNA from Schistosoma turkestanicum, 2904 nucleotides. Lineage: Eukaryota; Metazoa; Platyhelminthes; Trematoda; Strigeidida; Schistosomatidae. The record is from the annotation of a GenBank genome assembly.